Molecule: messenger RNA, 3386 nt
Organism: Pelagomonas calceolata
Lineage: Eukaryota; Pelagophyceae; Pelagomonadales; Pelagomonadaceae
Source: the annotation of a GenBank genome assembly
AUGGGGGCAGCGUCAUCCAUCGAUGCGAGUCGAGUGCAGGAGAUGUCGGAAGCAGAGAUAUCCGUGGCACGGCGCGACGUCGUGGAACACGUGAACCGCCUGGAGGCGGAGAAUGAGGCGUUGAAAGCGCGAAUCGCCGCUCUCGAGGCGGGGCCGACGCGGCAUCCAUUGCGUCGGAAUGUGUCUGCCGAAGAAUCGACGUCGUCGCUGCCCGCCGAGCUCCAGGGCUUAGAUGCGCUGUCCGCGUCCAUCGCGGCUCCCGAAGCGCUCGCGGACCGGUCCCGCGCGGCAGCCGAGAAUCCCGACGACGAGGCGGCGCGCCGCGCGCUCGCGGAGAGCGUCGAGGAGGCGAUGCGCGACGUCCGCGAGGCGUUCGCGUCGCAAGCGGGGCGGCCCGGUGUCGUCACGAUGUGCGAUGCGGCGAUCGCCGCCGGCGACGACGAUUUCCUCUCGGUUUAUAAGGUUAUGUGGGAUCGCAUCGCGAAGAAAACUGAUGACCUGGAGGCAUACGAGACGGCUGUGGCGUCCGUGCGACGACGCUCGCUGACGGCGGCUAGCGUUACCCAGGGCACCGAGAGCAUCGCGGAGCUCGUGGCUGCGGCGGGCCGGGUCAAGGCACGGUUCGACGAGCAGAUGUCAUCCUUGGCAGACACCAUCAAGGGUGCGAGGUACCGCCCCCCAGCGGAGCUCAAGAAAACGUCGCGCAUCGUCGAGAAGGCUUUCUGUCAAGGCACUUGCUCGCGCAUCUUCGACGUCGUAAGGUGUAUGAUCGUUGUUGACGACAUGAACAUCGCUGCCGAGGCGCUCUCGCGCCUCGCGGCGGAUUCAGAGGUCGAGAUCGUCCGUAUCAAGGAGCGCUUCGUCCGGGAACCCACGAGCGGCGGCUGGCGUGACUGCAUGAUCAAUGGUCGCUUCACCGGGGGCUCGCCACACGUCUGGGAGGUCCAGAUCGUCCACCGCGAGCUGCUCGUCGCUCGCAGAGGUCUCCCGGGACACGCGAUAUACAAUUGUGUUCGCGUGGCGACCGAGCUCCUGGAGAAGAUGGGCCUCGAGAAGCACGACCGCGCGGCUCGCAUCGGCAAGCUCGCCGCGGCAUCCGGCGAGACAGCGAAAGACUUUCGGGACAAGGGCGUCGAGGCAGCGGAUCUCGUCGCGGCGGCCUGCUUCGAACCCCACGAACUCAAGGACGCCGGCCUCAGCGCCGACGAAUUGUCCGCGGCCGGCCUGCCACUUUCUGGCAUCCUGCAAGCCGGCUACGAAGCGUCCGACCUGCGCGGCUGCUCGGACACCGACGACCCGGGCGCAUUGCUACACGCGGGCUACGAUUUCGAUGAAGUCGCGGCGGCCUUCAGGAUAGACCUAGCGAAGGACCGGGACCGCCUCGUGCUGCUUCACGUCAAGCACGCGGUCGGCUGCGCGGAGCUACUGGUGUCGAAGAAGAAAGGUUGGGGCGGCGAAAACCUCGUAAAAUGGGGUGGCGUGAAAACCAACGGAAAGGGCCGCGUCGUCGAGUUGGACCUCAGCAACCUCAAGGCGAACGGCGUAUUGCCCGAGACGAUCCGGGAGCUACAAUUCUUGGAAAAUAUAAGCCUGAAGGGCAACCAAGACAUGGUCGGCCCGCUCCCGCGGGGGCUUGGUUUCUUAGAACACCUAAGCGAACUGGACCUCACGGGGACCGGCCUGCGUUUCCCCGGGACGGGAGUUCCCGCGUCGAAGCGGGUAGAGAAGGUCGCGGCGUUCUGCGAACGCCUCUUCGACGUUCAUGUCGCGGACGUAACCUUCGGCAGGUCAGAUUUUCAGAAGAUCCGCUGGAACAAGCUCAGCGUCGACGGUAGAACGCCCAACGGCGCGGGCGUGCUCCGGGGCUGGAUCGCGGUCGCCGUCGAAGGCAAGCGCGUCGAUGGUUCGCUCGACAAGUUCGAGACCGCGCUCGACGCCGCGGCUCGGACUAUCGCACCGACCAUUUCUUUCUACGGGAGAGCACCCUGGUGCUUUGACGGCUCCAAUGACCGCAGAUCGCCGAAGUUUGAGUGCAUCGAUGCGCGCACGGCCUACGCACUCGAAGAGGCGCGCGCGGCCGGCCUCGACGGGGUGGCGCUCCGCCUCGACACGAAGGCCGGUAAGGGCCGCACGUACGACUUCGACCUCGUCAACAUGACCCAGUGCUAUCGGGCGACCGCCCACGACAAAUUUGCAUAUAAGCCCCGCGCCAUCAAGCGCUACGAGUUCGGGACCCCGGAAUGGUCCGAGUACGUCCGCGCAAACCACGAAUCGUCUCUCCGGAAUGUAUCCGACUAGUCAGUAUUUCUAAUAUAUAUUAUCCUCUCUCUCUCUAAUAGACUCUAUUUAUAUCCUAUCCUGACUCCUAAGGUAUCGCUACGCUCGGCUCGAAAGGGGGGGGGGGCAAAAUCUUGACGGGGGAUGCAUGAGGUACGUGGAGCUACCCCCGGCGAAGCCCCGCCGGACUGCGUGCGGACGGCUGCUCCUCGAGCGCGUUCACGUCGACCACAAGUCCGGGGAGCAUGGGCGGACGCAGCUCCACGGCGCGUGCAUCAUCGGCAAAACGGACGUCGUGCGCGGCCUCCUGCUCCUCGGCGCGGACAUUAAUCUUGCGGACGCCACCGGCAAGACGCCGCUGGACUACGCGCUCCGGUUCCCGGCGCCGGACCACGAGACGCCGACCGACAACGGGGCGCUCGAGUAUCUCCUCGACGACCACCUCCCGGUCUUCUGGAAGCGCCUCUACGCCUUGACGUUCGCCCGCCUGGACCAUGCCGUCCUCUGCGACGAGUACCUCGCGCGCCACCUGGGAUCGUUCCUCGUCGGCGACGACCUCCUCAAGUAAUAACAAAAGGAUAUUACACACCACAAGAGAGCGAAUCUAGUAGUCGUCCGGCGCGUCGAACGUGUCGAGCGACUGCCGGAUCGCCUCCUCCGUCUCGAGCCGCUGCUUUUCCUUCGCGGCCAGCUCCUCCGUGGACUUGCGCUUGGCCAAAGCCUCGCGCCCGCCGCCGCCGCCGUACGCGUCCUCGCCGUCGCCUCGAAACGACCUUCUAGAGGAAGGCCGCGACCCAUCGGCCGGCGCCGGGCCCGCCGCUUCCACGGCAAACACGACCUCGUCCUUCUCAAAUUCAUCAUCCGUCACGACCUCGUCCGCCUCCUGUUGAUAGUCCAUGUCCCGCCGCAUCAUCGCAAUCAGAGCGUUCUCCGCGCUUAACGCGGCCAAAGAACAAUCCACUUUAUGAUCAUGUUCGGCCUUCUGUUCCUUGAGCAUUUCUUCCGCAUCCGACGGCCGCACCUUCUUCAGCACGACCAAAUACACUUUAUCGUUACUUUCAUGAUCAUACAUCGCCUGCCAUUCAUCCCUCAAAAGUUCAUGCGUCGCG